ACUACGUAGGUGUUUGAUCAUAAACAUGCCUCUUUUUUCUUCUCCAAUAUCUAGAAUGCAGCUUUGCGGAGUUCUCAUGAAUUACCUUGAGCUAGAUUCAACCGGCAAUAUGACAGAACUUAAGAACAUGCAAAGCGAGAUUGGUCAGUCGGAUGAUCUCCGAAUAGUUUAUAAAGACGAUCCGACUUCACUCUGCCGGGCUUUGGUCGCGUUUUAGCCAACAAAGCUGGAAUGGGAUCUAGUCCAAGAUGGCAAAAAGAUUCGAAUGAACUUGCAUGGUAUUGCAGCCGCCAUCAUGUUCCUACGUCGCAUAUUUGCAUUCUCUGGGGUCCAUACCCUAUUUGGGGCGAAUGAAUCUCGGCUGAUGCAAUUUGCAUGGAAAGCCGAACCGCUCUCUGACCAGACCAAACCUGAAGAAGUUCAGGCACUACUUCAAGAACUUGAGGUCCCCAUCCAAAGGGGAGAAAGUCUUACACUCUUACAGGUCCUGGAUCACAUCACAAUGGCAGACUUUUGGGGAUCAGCAUCUCUGCGCCUCGACAGUCCCAAUAUACUGGUCCGCAAGGAAGGCAGACGUCAAAAACUCGUACUAGACAAGAGUGAUAUCAAGGAUAUUUACAAGAGAGAAGUAGUAACGCUCCAGAUGGGCGAUAGCAUCGAAGAAAAGCUUCGUAUACGCUACCAAGAUACUUUACCUCUUCGAGGCCGUUCCAAAGGAGUUGCGAAGCGGAAUUGUAAUUUCCCUCUAAUUAUCCGACUUCAUUGCCGGCCCUAUGAGCGCGAGGACUCGCAACCCGCCCUCACAAGCUUUUCUGAUUUUCGUUCAUUCACUGUUCGACAAGAAGCCAUAGAUGAGGCAGGCUUAGAGGAGAGAGAACACAUUUAUACUCUCAUCGCCUGUUACAAAUGUCCCUCUACUGGACAGAAGACCGACACACAUGGGGAACUUCAAUUGUGGACAAAGGGCGGGGUACCCAUUGGGCCGAUAAAUGAACCGCUAGAUCGGAGAGACACUUUGUUCAUCCAUGACCCCGGUUUUUGUAUCGGUUUAUCGGAUAAAGUUGAGUCGGUUCUUCUCUACGGUAGAGUAGACUUGACGAACUAUAAGGAAGACCACAGAGCUGCAGAAGUCGUCAAGAACACAUUUUGGCCUUCUCAAUAUCAAUGGGUUAAAUAUAACCAAAAGCAGAAACAGACACCGAAGACUGCUUCUCACGAUUUGUCUACUCUGUUCCGCGAUGGCAUCAGAGGUCCUACCCUGGACAGACCGACACUGUAGCCAAUAGACUCCACGAAAGGAGAUACUACAAUGACUGAUGGAAAAACUGGUCGUCACGGCUUGAAGAGAUAGCACCGUGAUGUAGAUGGCGAUAGGGAAGAGGCGAUAUACCAAGGCUCUAACCAGAGCGAGACGAACAGGUAGAAGAAGCCUACACAGAACUCUUAACCUCAAAACGGCACGGAUCAUCAUUCUGGCCGUGAGAGAGCACCGUGAGGCAAUUCAUAUGGACUCCAGGGACUAAAGUCCGGCUCUGGGUCUAAGGGGAAUCCACACCGGCCUCUAGAGUCCUAGGAGGCGCCUGUACAAUCAGAGCCAAGUCACACACUACCGGUAUAGGUAAAUAGGUGGUAAUAAUCACAAAUCUAGACCGAAGAGGCGAUGACGACCUCCAGGGCCGCCCAGGGCGUGGAGGAACUACUCCAACCGUAGAGGCCACGCAGGAGGACAAGACUACCGUCACAGCGGAAGUUAUACAGUCCAGAACUACAACGCCGGCAAGGGCUAUGGAAGUCGAGGCCGAAGGCAAGCCUCUCGAGGUCGGGGGCCGGCCCGGAGCAUAGAGGAUCUUCUUAUUUCAGGUAACCGAAAUAAUACUUGACGAAUGUCUGCUGUGAUCUUGUGAACUAGUCUUCUUCAUUUUGAUUUCUCAACAUAGCUCCCUUCAGUAAC
This is a messenger RNA of Xylaria bambusicola, 1951 nucleotides long. RefSeq lists its product as uncharacterized. The record is from RefSeq and is a predicted model, not a curated record. Lineage: Eukaryota; Fungi; Ascomycota; Sordariomycetes; Xylariales; Xylariaceae. Bases 266 to 1279 code for a protein of 337 amino acids. The transcript has a single exon.